This is a messenger RNA of Syzygium oleosum, 651 nucleotides long. Its product is annotated as ethylene-responsive transcription factor 2-like. The transcript has a single exon. Gene Ontology annotation, molecular function: DNA binding; DNA-binding transcription factor activity. Lineage: Eukaryota; Viridiplantae; Streptophyta; Magnoliopsida; Myrtales; Myrtaceae. The record is from RefSeq and is a predicted model, not a curated record. Gene Ontology annotation, biological process: regulation of DNA-templated transcription; ethylene-activated signaling pathway. The coding region runs from base 1 to 651 and encodes 216 amino acids.
AUGUCCACAAGAAGCUCAGCAAUAUCAGACUCAGAUGCUGCUCUUUUAGAGUGCAUCCGCCAGCAUCUUCUCAACGAUGACAAGCUCGAAACCCUACCGAAAAUUGCACAAGAUGUUCAAUUCCAUUGCCCAGAUUCAAGUUUCGACAUAGUUCUCUCGCCGGCGACAACAUUUUGGUUGGAAGCGAGUGAUUACGACGUGGACGUCCGUCAGAACCCCCCGAAGGACACUGUAGGGUUGGAAUCGCCCAGCUCGUCGAAUGAGCGAUCGGUCGUGGGUUACGGACACGUCGAAGUGAAUGAGGCCGUGCCUGGAGGGUGUCACUACCGGGGAGUGAGGAGGCGGCCGUGGGGGAAGUAUGCAGCAGAGAUCCGGGAUUCGAAGAAGAAUGGUGCGAGGAGGUGGCUCGGGACUUACGAGACGCCGCAGGAGGCCGCAUUGGCUUAUGACCGGGCUGCGUUCUCGAUGCGGGGGGCCCAGGCCCGGCUGAAUUUCCCGCACUUGAUCGGUUGCGCCGAGGUGGAGCCGGUGAGGGUGACUCGGAAGCGCUCACCUGAGGCCGAGAGCAGUUCGCGGGAUCCGAAUUGGAGAAAGGAGGAUUUGAUCGGCUCGGCCCGCGACCCCGUCGAGCUUUUUGGCUAUGUCCUGUAG